AAAUUUAAGAAAAUAUAACUUCGUUUCUGGGCUUCCUCUGGUAGUUCCAGUCUUCCCGUGAUUCCAGGAAACACAAGCGGAAAUCUAAGCGGAAGCGAUGGAAGAACCAUGCUGUUCAGAAGAGCAUUAACUCAGAUCUCACCUCAGAACUUUUCACCAGAUUCAAAAACAAAAUGCUUGCAGCUAAGAUUGAGCACUGAAUUUCCGAGUAUAUUGGAAGAAAUAAAACAAAAACAUACCUUGAUAUUCCAACUCUAUGGGGAGCCAGGGAGCGGCUGUUCAACCUUGGUUCAAGGACUUUGUCAACACCUUUGUGAGAUCGAACACAUCGCAGAGAAGGAGAUAUUGUACCUUUCACUCAACCAAUAUUGUAAUGAGAAAUCUUUGUGGGAGUUCAUGAGUGAUCUGGCAAAAGAAAGAAAUUAUAAAGAACAAGCCACAUUCUUCUCUGCAACAUCUGAGAAAAAAGAUGAAAAGAUCAAAAGGUUUCUAGGGUUUUUUAAUUUCAAAGUUGUUUGCUUUGACAAUGCAGAUUGUAAUGAUGGUUUAGUGGAAUCUUUCUUGGAACAUCUUGUGUGUAGUAAGAUCAAGACUUUUAUCAUUGGCACACAAACCAGACAGAUUCAAACUAAUGAACAAGUUAGUACGAUAGAGGUGAGAGGUCUCAACUUGUCAACUGCUCAAGAAUUGUUCAAAAAACUUUGCCCUUCAUGUGCCUAUGAAGACGGACAGAUUUCAAGCUUAUGUGGAAUCCUCAAAUAUAACCCGAUUGCCAUCAACUUCUUCUGUGCUUUAGUAAAUUCACACAAACUUGAUGCAACUCAACUACAGCUGUCCAAAGGUGAAAGACAGGUUGACAUGUUUGCACUAGAUUGGAUAUUAGAUUACAUCAAGCAAUCUUUGGGGCCAUCAUAUAUCAGCAUCUUGUAUCAACUGUGUCACCUUCGAAGACCACUCCCAAUGACAGAGGUAACACCAGAGAUUAGUAAACUCAUGGAGCUGAAUCUACUGACAGUCAAGAAAGAAGGAAGUGUGAAUUUUAUUGCCAUUGAUUUAUGCCUGCAGAAGCACUUGUCUCACAGAAAAGACAAUAAGACUGCAAAGGACACUGUAAAUGAAACUGCAGACUUUAGUGUCCUGGAAUGCUGGCUUUCUUUAGUUUCUAAUAAACUUCAGAGGUUGGUUCAAGAUGCUGAGGAAAAUGCAUGGCCUUUUGUUCCUGAAAAAUGGCAGUUCAUCCAAAAUGUAGGCAAAGAGGAAAACUACAAUGUCAAGGAACUUCUCACUUCAAGGAACAUACAUGUUGGUUUUCUUACAGAACUGCAAAUACUUCAAGAAUGUUUGUAUCAUGCAUAUGUAGAAGAAAACUUCAAGAAAAUGGCUGCGUUAGUGUUGGUUCUUGACAGGUUCCUGUACUGGCAGGGGGAGGGAAAGAUUGCAAUGGACAUUGUUGAUCAUAUCCAAAGUAGAAGUCCGCAAACUGCUAUUGCACCUCAGCUUGUCAUUAGAAGGGUCAGGUUCAUGAAAAGUAAUGGAAGUCUUCAAGAAGCAGAAGAAACCCUGAAUAGACUGUUGCAGGCCAAGUCAAGGAUUGGCCAAUGGAAAUACAGGAAGGAAGAUGACUUCCAUCUUGUAUCUGGUGUUUGCGUGCAAAUCAAAGGGGAAAUCCAAUACCGUCUUGGACUCUGGUCAAAAGGCGCUGCCCUUCUGAUACAAUCAUUGGGGUUUUUUGGAUCUCUUCCACAACCAGACAAAAAGGGUCUCGCUUCCAGCUAUGGCCUCUUGAGUUUGUGUCUUCGUAACAUGACCGUCCAAGACUAUGCUGUUUUGGCGCAGACCUUUGGCCUUUUCCAAUGCCAUCCAUUGCUUGCUGCCUACUUCAGUGGACAAGAAGCUGCCAAAAUGUCUGUGUAUGCCCCUAUGUUGUUUCUUCGAAACAUAUGCCAAGCAGGAGAGGUUUUGCUGGAGUUUCUCAACCUCAUCCCUGACAAGAACGAGAAACAGCAUCUUCUGAAAAUCGCCAUUGAAGACCUAAAAGACAGCAUACAAGCCCAUCAAUCAUACGCUUCACUCACGAGCAGAGAACAGUUUUACCUUCUAGUAUGUGCCGUGUAUAAGAUAAGUCUUGCCCUCUUCCAGAUUGGUUCCAAUGAGGACAAGGAAAAAGGGAUGAAGCUCAAGGACUUAUCUACAGAACUGUACGAACACUACUGCUCGUCUAGUGAUCGUGUAUCAAUCACUAAAACAGUGAUUGGGGUGGUCGAUCAGUGUCUCAGUCUCCUGGGAUUACAAGCGUUUUCACAAGAUAACUUGGCAAAUGCUGGUGAAGUUCUGGUGAACUACUUCAAAAUGCGCAAAACCAUGCGUCAGAGACAAAAUACUAGUUUAUCGAGUGUCGGGUUUUUUGACAACCUGGUCAAACCUGAUGUACUAUCUGUACCUAGGGUAUCUAAACAGAAUCAGAGAAAUCAAGAUUUGAAGAAGACAGUUGAUCAAUGCACGGGUACAGCAGAGAUACAAGAAGAACAACAAGUGCAUCAAGAUCAAGCACUGGACGGGACAGUUGAUCAAUGCACGGGUACAGCAGAGAUACAAGAAGAACAACAAGUGCAUCAAGAUCAAGCACUGGAUGGGACAGUUGAUCGAUGCACGGGUACAGCAGAGAUACAAGAAGAACAACAAGUGCAUCAAGAUCAAACACUGGACGGGACAGUUGAUCGACACACAGGUACAGCAGAGAUACAAGAAGAACAACAAGUGCAUCAAGAUCAAACACUGGAUGGGACAGUUGAUCAAUGCACAGGUACAGCAGAGAUACAAGAAGAACAGCAAGUGCAUCAAGAUCAAACACUGGAUGGGACAGUUGAUCGAUGCACAGGUAUAGCAGAGAUACAAGAAGAACAGCGAGAACACCAAACACUUCCCAAGCUUCCAGAGCAGUCAAUUUUCCAAACAGUAGACCAGCCUGCACAAACUAACAUAAACGCAAUGGAAGAAGGAGGACAAGAAAUCGUUGUGCAAAGCCUAGCCGACGAAGCAGCGAAUUUGCCAUGGAAAACCAUGGAACCGUUGACAGCAGACAAACGUUUAGUGGGACAGCAGAAAACAGCGAACGUUAAAGCAAAUCGAGUAAAAGAUGGCACACUCUGGAAGUACGACUAUCCAUCCAGCCAGUGGAGAGGACAGUCAACGAUGGUGUACAUUGGAGACCAACUGAAACUUGCCAAGGGGAAAGAAGGAAAACAAAGAGACGUGUACACUGUUGAAUUUAUCAACCAAGAUGAACAAUUGGGAAGGUAUGUGGCCAAGCGUUACCGUAAGUCUAAGUACCAGACAAUGCAACAGUACCAAAAUGACGUACUGAGUCAGAUGACUGCCAAGCAGUAUGUUGCUUUGUUCAACCAACAGCUCUACCAAAAAGCUGCAGGUGCUCCAGUAGGUGAUAUCCAGUUCUUACCAGUCGUCCUUCUUCAACUAGUUAACUCCAAUGGCCAAACUGAAAUCUUCAACGCUGAGCCCUACAUGUCAGGGGAAUUCAUCAAACUCACCAACAACACUGACUGGAUAAACAAACACAGACGAACUGAUCUGGUUCUGGCAUACAGUCACUUCACUUACCAAGCAUCUGAUGGCAAACUUAUUAUUGUGGACAUACAAGGCUGGGCACCUCUUGAUAAUCAAGGGUGCACUUUCUUAACAGAUCCACAGAUUCAUUCAACUGUUUACAAGUGCUUUGGAACUGGAAAUUUUGGAAAAGAAGGAUAUGAUAAUUUUUGGAAAAUGCAUUCAGAAUGUAACCAAAUUUGUAAGAUGCUAAAAUUGAAGAGACCUUUUAACAAAUAGAUUUUUAAAACCUUUUUAAAUGUCCACCCAAUGGCAAUCACUGUCUGUGGGGGGACUGGAUAUCCAUGAGAUACCUUUUUAUAUGGAAACUACUUAGGAUUUUAAUAUUAAAAAAAGCUAAUCAGCUAAUCUAUUACCCCAAUUCCCAUUUAUAGUUAAAUAUAUAUGAUGUAAAUGUAGAGGAAGGAUCAAGGAUUAGUUAAGGUUGGUGGGUUGUGGGUUGUAUGGAAAAUUCUGAUUAUACUCCCGUUACCUAAUAUUAUCUGAAGAAUUGUGUCAUUUCUCAUUAUAAAAGUACAUUUUAUGAUUAAAUCCAACUACUUUCUCUGCC
This is a messenger RNA of Actinia tenebrosa (Australian red waratah sea anemone), 4174 nucleotides long. RefSeq names its product alpha-protein kinase 1. Gene Ontology annotation, biological process: protein phosphorylation. The record is from RefSeq and is a predicted model, not a curated record. Lineage: Eukaryota; Metazoa; Cnidaria; Anthozoa; Actiniaria; Actiniidae. Gene Ontology annotation, molecular function: protein serine/threonine kinase activity; ATP binding.